CCGGUAAACGCCCAGCUGCGGCAGCCAAUGAUGGUGGAUGGAACAUUCGUCUGUCUGCCUUACGCAUAUGCGACCUGCGGUCAAAACCCAAAUCCCGAUGUUCCGCAAGCAGCACUAAGAGUCACAAUGGCCCAAGAGAGCUCCAGCUGAUGGUUCUGCGUUAGAGCGGGGCUACACGUUGUCGUGCAGGUAACUACUAUGGGGGUCAAAUACGGUAGAUUAUUCGAUUGAACCGACUGCCCCGCUUUUGUCGUGGUAACUUCCCCCGCCUUUCGGGUAUGUUGAUCAUAAGGGCCGUGGGGAGCUGUAUGGAGAGGGGGUAUAAAAACCGCCCGAACCCCCCGCUUGUAUGAAACCUCAAGCCAUUGUUCAGCCGUAUAUCGCCAUUCCUAUCAUCCAACCUCCCUCAACCAUCGAAAUCAAUCGCCACAAUGACCAACAUCUUCGCCGAAACCUUCAAGCUAGACACCAACAAGCCGCAGACCCUCUCGGGCCGUGUCGCCAUAGUCACCGGCGCCACCCGCGGCAUCGGGCUCGAAAUAGCGCUUGCCCUCUCCUCCCUGGGUUGUUCGGUGAUCGGCACAUACAACACCUCCACCGCGGCAGCCGAGCGUCUCACGCAGGUUCUCCCGUCGUUCACCGGCGUAUCAGCAAACAUCCUCACGCCGGAGCCCUCCAUCGCGCAGAUCCUCGCCGCGCUGGGCGGGCGGAAGGUCGACAUCCUCGUCAACAACGCGGGGCUAUCCACCCUCUCCUCGCUGUCGGCCGCGAAUUUCGCCGAGACCCUCAUGCCGACGUUAACGGCGAACACACUGUUCCCCGCGCUGCUGGUCUCUGCGCUGCUGCCGCAUUUCUCAACGUCGGGAACGGGCAGGAUCAUCAACAUCAGCAGCGAGGGCUCGCAUCUCGGCCGGCCGAACACCACCGCGUAUAGUGCGUCCAAGGCGGCGCUCGAGAGUAUGACGAGAACGUGGGCGGUGGAGUUGGGGCAGAAGUACGGCGGGAUGACGGUCAAUGCCCUGGCAUUGGGCAUGAUGCGCACGGAUUUGUACGAGCAGCUGCCAAAGGACCGCCAGGAGUUCUGGGAGGCGAAGGCAAAGCAGAAUCCUGCGGCGCCGAGGUUGGGGGUUCCUAAUGAUGUGGCGGGAGUGAUCGAGUUUUUAGUCAGUCCGGGGGCCGCCUGGGUGACGGGACAGGUGCUGGCGGUGGGGGGUGGAAACUUGAUGAUGGUCUAGGACUAGUUUGUGAGUGGUAUGUAGUGAAAAGAAGCAAAACGCAAUCAUUUGGAUAUCUGGAAGAGACGUGUU
Molecule: messenger RNA, 1307 nt
Organism: Tricharina praecox
Lineage: Eukaryota; Fungi; Ascomycota; Pezizomycetes; Pezizales; Pyronemataceae
Exons: 1
Coding region: 432-1235 (267 amino acids)
Molecular function (GO): oxidoreductase activity
Source: RefSeq, a predicted model, not a curated record